AUGUCCACCGCCCACUCCAGGUUCUCAAGCGAAAGAAACGCAGAUCUCUUCCAGCAGUUCGGGUUCGGUCCUCGUACCCAAGUCCCAUUUGCUACUGUCCAUGAGGCAUUCAUAUACCAUGCCCUCCGUGCGCCCAUGGAUGUUGCCCUGCUGGACCUCUCCGGCCACUCGUCCAGAGAAGUGACCUAUGGAGAACUGCUCCGCCAGUCCCAGUUCAUUGCUGCACAGCUGAAGCACGAGGGCGUGAUGCCAGGGAAUCGAGUCCUUCUUCUCGGGAGAAGAAGCACAGAAAUGGUAGCUGGGAUACUGGGGAUCCUUAUGGCGGGUGCACAGUAUAUACCAAUGGACGGCGGCGUGGUCCCAGAUCUUACAGUUCAACGCGCGGUUGAGCAGUCUGCUGCUACAGUUGCAGUUUGCCUUCAGCAGUACAAAGAGAGACUUGCUUCCUUGGGCGGCCUCUCACCAAUCCUUCUAUUGGAAGAUCUUCUUUGUGGUGAUAUGUAUACACGUUUUGUUGUUGACGAAGACCACCUCCUCCGCGAAGGGGACGUACAACAGGAGACCCCAAAGGCGUGGACGUUACGCACAAGAACGUCACCAACAUCCUCUGCCAAGAACCGGGGAAUCUGGGGAUAUCGCGCGGCGAGAAAGUUGGUCAUCUCCUCUCAGUUAGCUUCGAUAUGGAUCGACAUCCUGAUCUGCACCCCGAGCAUCCUGGCACGAUAUACUCCGGAUGACUUUCCUAAUAUCAAACGCGUGGCCACUGCAGACAGAUGGGCUGCGUCUGCAACAUUCUACAAUUGCUGCGGGCCUACCGAAACCACAAUCAUCAACACAAUGCACGAACAUACGACGGGCAUGCAGCUCACCAUAGGAAAACCAACACCAAACAAUAAUGUCUACAUAUUAGACGGCAACAAGAGGCCGUGCCGGAUUGGGGAAGUUGGCACAAUCUGGGCUGGCGGCUUGGGUGUCUCACGGGGCUAUAUAGGCAAGCCGGAGAAGACGACGGAGCGGUAUCAUUACGACGUGUUUGUUGAUGAUGGGAGGUCUGUGAUGUACAAUACGGGCGACCUUGCGCGGUGGUUUCCCAAUGGUAGUCUUGAAACCCUUGGACGGAACGAUGACCAAGUCAAGGCCAAGGGGUUCAGGGUUGAGCUGGACGGGGUCAGUGCAUGCCUAGCUUCCAGCCCUAAUGUCCACCAAGCAACGGCCCUCCUCGUUAAUGGAGAACUCACUGGCUUUUUGACGCCCCGGAAUUGCGCUAUCCAGGCUUUGCAUCAGAGUCUCAAGGCCAAGCUACCCUACUAUGCAAUCCCAACCAGAUGGCAGACAAUGGAUGAGUUUCCAUUGACGCCGAAUGGGAAGGUCGACAAGCGUUCACUGAUCCAGCAGUUGACAGCAGGGGACAAGAUAUACCCAGUGUUGGCCGAAAGGGAGGGAUCCUCGAGCUCGAUAUCCACGCCGUCUACCACCAUCACCACCACCUCCUCGUCCUCCUCUCCGCAGAAUGAACCGAUUCCUCUGCCAGACAAAAAGCACGGCAGACAAUGGCGCGGUCUCCGCUACCGCAUUUUCAUCGUCUACAGACGGCUGUUCUCGCUGGUCUUCAUGGCAAACCUUGCCAUGCUGAUAUGCUUCUUGACGUUCUCCAUCAACCGCCGGCAUAUAACCACCGUUUCCUUUGUCAAUCUCACAAUUGCGGUCCUCGUCCGGCAAGAUAUGGCCAUCAACAUGUUAUACGCCGUAUGCUGCUCAGUCCCAACGUCAUGGCCGCUUGCAAUCCGGAAACGCUGCGCAAAGAUCUACCAUCUUGGAGGCAUGCAUUCCAGUGCCGCUGUUAUGGCUGUGGCUUGGUAUACGGGGGCCAUCUGUUACAACAUCAACUCCUUCGUCAACCAGCCAGAGGAUCCUCUUAGGCCUUCCGUUCUAACAAUAACGCUGUCCCUUCUGGCUUGCUCAAUCUUCAUCACAAUGAUUGGUCUCGCAUACCCCACCCUCCGCAAGAAGCACCAUGACCUCUUCGAGCGCGUCCAUCGGUUCGGCGGGUGGGUUGCCCUCGUGAUCAUCUGGGUGCAGACCAUCUCUUCCAUUCGAGAACAGCGCGUCAGCAGCCGCUCUUUGGGACAUGCCAUAGAGUCAGAGCCGGCCUUCUGGAUGCUGCUCGUCAUUACUCUCAGCAUUGCAAGCUCCUGGCUUUUCUUGCACAGCGUUCCCGUCGACGCAGAAGUUCUCUCAAACCACGCCGUUCGUUUGCACUUCACAUAUACCGUCCCCGUAAACGGGACGUUCAUCCGACUUUCGCGGCGGCCGUUGCUGGAAUGGCACUCUUUUGCGGCAGUUCCUGCACCGGAGGCUGUCGAUGGGCGGGAAAGGGGUUACAGUCUUGUGGUGUCGAGGGCCGGCGACUGGACAGGAAAGCAGAUUGAGAAACCACCUACCCGGAUUUGGGUGCGCGGAAUUCCAACCAGCGGCGUAAUGCGCAUCUCCCCGCUCUUCACCCGUCUCGUCCUUCUGGGAACAGGCUCAGGCAUCGGCCCACUGCUUGGUCACAUUCAAUCCCCAGGCUUAAGACACAGGUGCCCCGUCCGUAUAAUCUGGUCAACCCCGUCUCCCGUCUCGACAUUUGGGCAGGAAAUCGUCAACGCGGUCUACGCUGCUGACGCGGGCGCUGUCGUCCACGACACGAAGGUACUAGGCCGACCGGAACUAGUAAAAAUAUGCUGGGAUGCCGUGCAGGAGUUUAAGGCGGAGGGCAUCGUUGUCAUUAGUAAUGAGAAGGUCACCAAGAAGGUUGUUUAUGGGAUGGAGAGUCGGGGCGUUGCUGCGUACGGGGCGAUCUGGGACAGUUAG
Messenger RNA from Aspergillus nidulans FGSC A4, 2853 nucleotides. It is a transcript of the gene tmpL, whose product is annotated as putative NRPS-like enzyme. The transcript has 7 exons. NCBI's taxonomy places the organism in Eukaryota, Fungi, Ascomycota, Eurotiomycetes, Eurotiales, Aspergillaceae. The record is from RefSeq and is a predicted model, not a curated record. The coding region runs from base 1 to 2853 and encodes 950 amino acids.